CAAUCGAUUCGAUGAUUUCGACAUUGAAUCGACGUUGAUUCAAUGUCAAUUUGAUAAUUUCGACGUUGAAUCGACAUCGAUUUUAUUAUUAUUUCUAGCUGGGGAAACAAUUAUCACAAACACCACCAAAAAAUCUUGAGAUCACUUGAAAAAUCGGGACAUUAAUUAUCGCCAUCAGAGUAUCUUGAAAUACUUGGAAAACCAAGACAUCAAUUGUUAUCACCAGAAAUUUUAUGUAUGUAUAUACAAUACCUAAGCUAGCAGACCACACAGCUGACAUCAGCGAACGUGGCGAGUGAAUGGAGUGAAUAUUUACCGUGGCAUUCUUUCUGCGAAUAUGCGUAUUCUAUUUCGCGAAAGUUACGGAAACGAGAAAGAGACAGUUUAUGUAAAGUCGAAAGAUGGUUUUAGCGCAAGCGAGACGAAACUUUCUCUCACCGAAUCGCUAGCUAUUCGUUCCCGGAUCACGUCUGUCUUCAAACAGAUAUUCUUACCACAAGGAUAUCCAGAUAGCGUGCAUCCUGACUACACAGCAUAUCAGAUAUGGGAUACGGUGCAGGCUUUUGCGAGUACUAUAACAGGUACAUUGACGACUCAUUCUAUAAUGAAAGGAAUAGGUGUUGGAGAGUCAAAUGCUACACCCUUGGCAGCAGCAAUAACGUGGAUCCUGAAAAGUGGCACUGGGAUGAUUGGAAGUAUAAUGUUUGCAUGGUGGAAUGGAACCAAAUUAGAUGGACAAUGCAAAAAAUGGAGGCUAUUUGCCGAUAUCUUGGAUGACAUAGCCAAAGGAAUAGAACUGCUUGUGCCUUUUUUUUCCUCAUAUUCUACUGUAAUUUUGUGUAUCUCAACCACUAUGAAGUCUAUUGUUGGUGUUGCUGGUGGAGCUACGAGAACAGCACUGAUUAAUCACCAGGCAAUACAAAAUAACGUGGCAGAUGUUUCUGCUAAGGAUGGAAGUCAAGAAACUUGUGUAAAUCUAAUUGCAUCAUUCUUUGGAAUCUUUAUAUUAUCUUUUUUCCACGAUGGACGAUAUUUAUUAGAAUUGUAUCUCUUCCUGGUGGCUGUCCAUCUCUAUGCAAACUAUUCGGCGGUUAAAGCAUUGUGUUUAGAUACACUGAAUGAAGAUCGCUUAGCUAUAAUCGUUAAGAAUUACAUGAUAAACGAGCAAAUUCCUAAACCAGGAAAAGUGAAUAAAGAAGAAUCAAUAUUUCUGCUUACAAAUCCUGGUAGAAAUGUACAUGGUUUUAAUAUAAAAAUUGGUGUAUCAUUCACAAGUAUCUUGAAGAGAAAUAUAAUUUCACUCACAGAAAUGGAAUUUUUAUUAAAAUUCUUUGAAAAUAGGAAAUAUAUAAUAACGAUAGAUAUUGAGAAAAAGAAUAUAUUUAUAAUUCUUAAAAAAGAUAUACAAUCUAUUGAAAUACUCGAAGGAUACUUUUAUGCUUCAAUGUGUGCUUUCUAUCUUUGUAUAACAAGAAAAAUACCAAUAGACAUGCUACUAAAAUCUGAAACAACUGAAAUAUCAUAUCCAUUAUUGAAUAUACAUAUUCUAAACAAGAAUUCAAAUAGCAACGUACCAUUGUCAAUUGCUAGUCAAACUAUUUGUGCUACAAAUAUAAUCGUCACUAAUGAAUACAAAACAUUCCUUAAUAAUCUGAAAAGAAGUGGGUGGAAAACGGAAACAAAUUUAUUGGCAAUUGGCGCAUGGAGAUUGUCCAUGGAUAACAGGCACUAUCAUCAGAAAUAAAUUACUAACAAAAGUUAUGCUUAUAAUUAUUCCUUAUUAAAAUUUUUUUACUUAAUGAUAAACAGAGAAGAUGAUAAUAUGUGAGAAUAAAACCACUGUGAAAAAUAGA
Solenopsis invicta (red fire ant) is the source of this 1853-nucleotide messenger RNA. RefSeq names its product RUS family member 1. The transcript is spliced from 9 exons. The record is from RefSeq and is a predicted model, not a curated record. Lineage: Eukaryota; Metazoa; Arthropoda; Insecta; Hymenoptera; Formicidae. The coding region runs from base 338 to 1744 and encodes 468 amino acids.